Messenger RNA from Macadamia integrifolia, 1007 nucleotides. RefSeq lists its product as uncharacterized. The record is from RefSeq and is a predicted model, not a curated record. Bases 72 to 1007 code for a protein of 311 amino acids. NCBI's taxonomy places the organism in Eukaryota, Viridiplantae, Streptophyta, Magnoliopsida, Proteales, Proteaceae. The transcript is spliced from 3 exons.
UAGGUUUAUGGAUUUUCCAAUUAGUAAUUGUUAUUAUUACUUGGUAUUAAUGAAAUAUACUCACAUUGUAUAUGGUGUAUUUUGUUAGUUUUGAUGUGAUGGAACCAACAGGAGAUUCUAAUAGUAGGUCACGGGACAUUGCUUCAUGGCCUAGUGCCGUUUCUCAUUACAUGUUGGAGUGUAUAUUGAAGCAGUACAAGAGUGGUAAGAGUGGAGAUAAUGGACUGAAAAAAGACCAGUUCAUUGAAAUUGCCAACCAAUUGAAAGAGAAAUUAUUUACUAGUUAUGACUGUGAACAAGUGAGAAACCACUUCCGGAUUUGGAAGCAAAGGCUUAGAGCAUUGUGUGACCUACAGAAGCAAAGUGGAUUGGGUUGGAAUGCAUCUGAUAUGAGAUUUGAUGCUCCUCAACACUUCUGGAAUGACUAUAGGAAAAAAGAACAAAAGUAUUGGAAGGAACAUAGUGUGCUCCCAAUUCACCUUGAAGUUGGAGUUUUGCUAAGGAAAGAGAUGGCAACUGGGAAUGAUUCAACAGUCCCCUCUGAAGCUGCCACUGAAGUUAUGAUGGACGUGACAGGUACUCAGGUUGAGGGAAUAGGGAACAAUGAUGGUGUUGACUAUGAACCUAUUGAAGAAGAAGAAAGUGUUCCUUCCACUCCCAUUGGUUGUACCAGUCGUUCUCGAGGAAGACCUCGUGGGUCCGUCAAUAGUGGUAGAGAAAAGAGGAAGAAGGGUGCAGCUAAAAAGGUGGUAAGUCCAUUGAAAUCAAUUGCUAACUCAAUCGAAAAGAUGGUACUGAGUGAAUCUCAGUCUGAAUUUGGGAGAGCAAUUAUAGAUGUUGUUGAUGCCAUUCCAAACCUCAAUUUCCAACAAAAGUUUAAGGCCAAGGAAUAUUUCAUGGCCAAGAAGAAUUUGCCAUUAUCUUCUUGGAAACAAGAGUAUAAGAUAGGCGAAAUCUACUUGAGAUAUGACAUCGAAUGUAUCCGCUUGUGCUAUUGCGAAAUGUGA